AUGAUUAAUUUUACAUUGCUUUCCAUCAGAAUAUUUGGAAAGAGAAAUUUAACACGAAUUUCUUUGACUGGAGUCGCUGAUGCAUUGAAUAAUAACCAUGAUGCGGAGUCUAAAGGAGUCAAAGCACAUUUCCGGAUGGAUGAAAGUGGACUGUUAUAUUUAGACAAGGUUGAGUCUGUUUUCGAGAGAUUGCCACCAGAGAAUGAAACUGAAUCCGAGCCAGAAAAAGAACAAUCAACUUUUCAGAAGCUUGGAAGUACCAUCAGUAGCUUCUUUUCAGGCUCCAAGAAAGAGGAUACUGAGGCACCUGUAGAGGAGGAAGAAGAAGAGGAUGAGAAACCAAAACCACAAGAGGAGGAAGAGAAAGAAGAGGCUGCAGAUGAAAAGGUUGCUAAGGAAGAUGAGAAAAAGUCAGAAGAUGAAAAAGAAAGUGAAAAUGAACCUAAAGAGGAAGAAAAAUCAGAUGAUGAGAAAGAUGAAACUAAGGAGAACGAAACAAAGGAGGACGAAACUAAAGAAGAUGAGAAGAAAGAUCAGGAAAAGGAAGAUGACAAAACUGAGGAAAAAGAACCAGACACAAAAAGUGAGAAAGAAGAGAAACCUGAGGAAAAGGAAGCAAAAAAGAAGCCCCCUAAGCCAGUGACAUUAAAAGAAGAAAUCAAGAUGGAAGUGUCGUUACUUGAUUUACCAAAUCCCUCUAAAGAAUCUCGGAAACUCUCUGUUGGCAAACUUGAGGAACUAAAAAAAAAAGAUGAAGAAAAGGCUGAGAAAGAAAAAGCAAUGAAUUCUUUAGAAUCGUUUAUUUUUGAAACUCAAGACAAAUUAAGUCAAAGUGAAUAUGAGAAGGCGUCCACGGAAGAAGAGAGAACUGAGUUAUCUGGAAAACUAAGCGAAGCUUCUGAUUGGCUGUAUGAGGAUGGCUAUGAUGCAGAUGCAAAGGUUUUUAAAGAGAAAUAUAAAGAAUUGAAAAAGCUUUUUAAAGAGUUGUUUUUCCGGGUGAAAGAACAUCAAGAAAGACCUCAGCUAAUAAAACGUCUUAAGGAAUCUCUUAAUGCUUCAACACAUUUCAUCAAAGUAGCCAAAAAUCUAACAUCAUCCGGACUGGAUGACACAUUCACGGAAGUAGAAAUGGAAACACUUGAAAAACUUAUCAAUGAAACGGAAGAAUGGAAGACCACAAAAGUAGCAGAGCAAAAAAAUACUCCAAAAUCUGAAAAACCAACACUUCUCACAGAAGACAUCAAAGAAAAGAUAAGUGCACUGGACAGAGAGGUUAUGUAUCUACUUAACAAAGCAAAAAGAGAAAAACCAAAGAAAGAUAAAGAAAGGGCCAAGAAAGAAAAAGAAAGACUUAAAGCUGAGAAUGAAACUAAAACAGAAGAAGAGAUUAAAAUAGAAACGGGCGCUGAAAAAUCAGAAGAUGAAGAUGCACAAGUAGUAGAUGAAGGAGAAGAAGGUGUGUGGCCGAUAGAUGCACCAGAUCCGAGAGACGAACAAAAUGUUGACGGUGACAAGGAAACCAUAGAAACCCAGGAGGAACUUCCAGAGACAAAUGAGACUGUUGAAAAUGAGAAGGAAGAAGAGGAAAUUUUACAAAUUGACUCACCAAAUGAAACAG
Messenger RNA from Saccoglossus kowalevskii, 1618 nucleotides. RefSeq names its product hypoxia up-regulated protein 1-like. Gene Ontology annotation, biological process: endoplasmic reticulum unfolded protein response. The record is from RefSeq and is a predicted model, not a curated record. Gene Ontology annotation, molecular function: ATP-dependent protein folding chaperone; ATP binding. Gene Ontology annotation, cellular component: endoplasmic reticulum chaperone complex. NCBI's taxonomy places the organism in Eukaryota, Metazoa, Hemichordata, Enteropneusta, Harrimaniidae.